Zalophus californianus (California sea lion) is the source of this 3246-nucleotide messenger RNA. It is a transcript of the gene FBXO43, whose product is annotated as F-box protein 43. NCBI's taxonomy places the organism in Eukaryota, Metazoa, Chordata, Mammalia, Carnivora, Otariidae. Gene Ontology annotation, molecular function: protein binding; zinc ion binding. The record is from RefSeq and is a predicted model, not a curated record. Gene Ontology annotation, cellular component: nucleus. Gene Ontology annotation, biological process: negative regulation of meiotic nuclear division; regulation of mitotic nuclear division.
GGAGGGAAACGCGGCGGUCCCACGCGAACCUGGCGUGGGUGUUGCCAUAGCCCGGCAUCCCUGGGGGCGAGGCGGUGGCUCCUGCCCGGCGCUCCCAGCGGCGGCUGCCUGACUCCCUUCCCGCCUGGCCCCGCGGCCCGGUCGUUGCGGGCGCGCCUCGCUCUCCAGGUGGGCGGGAGUGGGGGGCCCAAGUGUGUGCCGGCUAGCGGGCCUCCCGGCGUCCCCGGGCCCGGCGCCCACUUUGCUUUCCAGGUGCUGGGACUAGAGAGGCGCCCCGAAGCCGAUCUCUUGCCCCCUCGCUCCGCUCCAGGUGACGCCCACCCACCCUCCGCCUUUCGGUGGCGUUCUGGGCCCUGGGCCCUGGCGGCGGAGCCGAGGCGACCCCCGUCCCCCCGCCAGCUUGGCCUUGGGAAGGUCCAGGAGGGACGAACGGGGCCAAAAGACGCCCUGGUGAGACCGUUAACCAGCCACCCGCUGACAGCACCUUGGGGGAUUAAAUGACCGCGCUGUGGCUUGUUACACUGCAUUUUCAGAAAAACCCGAAUUUGGGAAGGUUCCUCAGUUCCCAGACUCGCUGGAGAGAACAAGGAUAUUGAAAUUACCAUUAUCUGGAGAGCUGAAAGAAAUUCAAAAUGGUUUAGGCCUUUUCAUAUGUUAGGAAUAAUCCCUGAAGCGUGUACUUUAUGUACCUUGCCAAUCUUAGCAGUCAUCAUGCUGCUGCAGGUUUCAAUUGUCCAAACUAGAGUUUUUAAUCGGUAAUACUUUGGCAUGAGUUUUGAAGGCAAAGAAAGAUUUUCUUGUUUGGAAGCUCACAUAACGACAUCUAAGAUCUCAAGAUUUACUGAUGAAUAUUAUAAAGGAAACAUUGUGAAGAUGUCAGAGAGACGUUCAAGCCAAGCUUGCAGUGGAGCAGAAAAUGAGGUGGACUCUCCUACUGUCAACUUCAAAUCCUCCAGAUUCAGAGAUUUCUGUUCCACAUCUUCAUUUCAAGAUAGUGGCUACAAUGAGUUGUUACAACCUUGCAACUUUGGUAGUGCAGAUAAAGAAUUUUUUGGAAAGAAAGAAAAAGGCCCAACAUUAAUCCAUGAACAUCCUGAAACUUCAAAUCUGGGCUUAACUCAUCCUUUAGAAUCUCCAACUCAAAAAAAGAGAUUUGUCUUUUCUAGGAAGGAAAAUGAUAAAACUCCAGAACUUUGUGAAACCCCUAAAGUCAGUGGAAAAAAAUUUUUACUGCGUAGAAGGUUGGACAUAUCUUUCUCUCUCCUAAAGGGGUACUGUGAAUCACAAAACAGUUCUCUAGAAAGUAGUAUAAACCAAGUCCUCAACUUAGAAAAAAAUAAUCCAAGCUGUGCUGCAAGUUUUCCAAGGCAAACCAAUUUUAGUCCUUUAGUUACUAGUACUUUGAAAACAGAAGAAACAACUUCCAGCAGUCAAAAAUUGAGACUUAAUUUUUCUCAACAGAAGACUUCCACAGUUGAUGAUUCCAAAGAUGACUGUAGCCUAUUUGAAGUUGAAUGUAUAUCUCCGAUUCAGGGCAAUAGUUUUAAAGACUCUAUCACAUAUGACCUUAGUGAUAGCAGUCUGUUUGUUAAUGAUGAGAAUACAUAUCCCAAACUUCUGGGCUCUUCUGCUAGUCAAACAUCUUGUGGAACAAAUGAGAAUUUAUGUGUGACUCCAAUAAGUAAUCUUGUAGCAAACAUUAAAUUUAAUGCAAGUCAAAGGCUCUCUCCUUCAGCUGAAGUGAGGGGCAAUAUUUCAACACCUGAAGACAGUGGUUUUAACUCACUUUGUUUGGAUAAAUCAGAAGAUUCCCUCUCUGACCAGGAGGGUUCUUUUCGAGAACUUUGGAAACAUAAGGGAACUGUCAAAGUGGGGGACACCAUUAAAAAGUCAGGGCAUCUUCGGAGGCUGAGAAGAUUGUCCACCCUUCAGGAACAAAGCUCACAGUCUGAGACAGAAAGGGACUCUGACUUGGAAGCAACACCAGCAACUGCUUCAGACACGUCGGAGAAUCAGCUGAGCAGUGACAAUGAGAUUUUAAGCUUUAAGAAUUUAUCAAAGACCCCAGCCUUGCAGUUAGUGCAUGAGCUCUUUAUGAGAAACAAAAGAAAAAGAUUCCAGCAAAAUGGUGCACAUGAAUUCUUAGAAGAGAAGGAUGGGGGGCAAAUAGCUGUACUACAGUGUGUACUUGCAGGACUGAUUGGCAAGAAAAUGGGUAUAGAAAAACUGGACAUCUUAACGGAAUUAAAAUAUAGAAAUUUAAAACAUAUUCUUGCUAUGGUUUUCGAUUCCUUGACUGCAGAAAGCCUAUGCAGUGUUUGGAAAGUGAGCAGAAAUUGGCGAGAAAUUAUUGUUCAAGAUAAAAAAGCAAAUCGGAGGAGGAAAUGUUAUAUCUCACAACUGAAAGCAGAUUCUGAGGGGGCUAUAUUAAAUGUUGAGGAUGCUGCCACUCGGCUCCAUCUUUUAAAUCGAUCAGCUUUAAGAUCUGUACAAGCUCAGGCUAGGAUACCAGGUUUUCAGAAAGGAGAAGUUUCAACAUUUUCUCCUUGGGGAGAAGUUUUGACACCUACAGCAAGCUCUUCUGUUACUCCCUUAAGUAGUAAACAAGAUGAAUAUGUUAAGGUUGCCAAAACACUAUUUAUUGAUGAAGCAUUAAAACCUUGCCCCAGGUGCCAAUCCCCUGCUAAGUACCAGCCGUAUAAGAAAAGGGGACUGUGCAGCAGUACAGCCUGUGGUUUUGACUUUUGUGUGUUAUGUUUGUGUGCUUAUCAUGGGUCUGAAGAAUGUAGUAGAGGAGCAGCAAAGCCGAGAAAUAGGAAAGAUGCUCUUCCAGGAAGUGCCCAGAGUAAGCGGAAUUUAAAACGCCUUUGAGGAGACUCUCAAAUAAAAGAAGCAUUCCCCCUAAACAGCGUUUUGUCUGACUUAAAAUUAUGAAUAUUUUGAAAGCAUGCAACAUUUCCCAUUAAUGACAGAUGGUGAUUUAUUUCCUAUUUUGUAUAUAUCAUAAUCUAUGUCUGUAUUCUUUAAAGUGAUGAGUUUGAAAAAAUUUUAUUUUACUGUGUCACAUUUUCCCAUUUUAAUAAGUGUUUUUAAAUAAAGAGUUUUUAAUGUUGUCAUAUAUAUGUAUUUAACUGUUUCAUGUAACCUUUGAAAAUUGUGCAUUUCAUCACUUUGUGUUGAAAUGUUCUUCGAUCACUUUUUAAAAAUAGUUUUCCAAGUAAUAUUACAAAUUUUGAACUUGAGACA